AUGUUUUACACCCUUGCCCCUACACCCUCUCCCCUACGCCCUCGCCCCUACACCCCUUGCCCCUCCCCCUCGCCCCUACGUAAUCCUACCCCUCCCCCUACCCCCUCUCCCCUACACCCUCGUCCCUACACCCUCGUCCCUACACCCUCUCCCCUACCCCUGAUGCACCUACACCCUUGUUUGCUUUUGCCCCUACACCCUCUCCCCUACACCCACACCCCUGAACACAGUCUCAGCCUCCCACACCCUCUCCCCUACACGAGACUCCCCUACACCUGUGCUCCUACACCUCGCCCCUACACCCUCUCCCCCUACACCUCUGUCCCCUACACCCCUCGCCCUACAGGUGAGGUCUACCCUACACCCUCUCCCCUACACCCUCACCCCUACACCCUCUCCCCUACACCCUCUCCCCUACACCCUCGCCCCUACACCCUCGCCCCUACACCCUCGCCCCUACACCCUCUCCCCUACACCCUCUCCCCUACACCCUCGCCCCUACACCCCCUACACCCUCUCCCCUACACCCUCGCCCCUACACCCUCGCCCCUACACCCUCUCCCCUACACCCUCUCCCGUACACCCUCUCCCCUACCCCUCGCCCCUACACCCUCGCCCCUACACCCUCUCCCCUACACCCUCGCCCCUACACCCUCUCCCCUACACCCUCGCCCCUACACCCUCUCCCCUACACCCGCCCCUGCACCUCGCCCCUGCACCCUCGCCCUGCACCCUCGCCCCUACACCCUCUCCCCUACACCCUCUCCCCUACACCCUCACCCCUACACCCUCUCCCCUACACCCUCUCCCCUACACCCUCGCCCCUACACCCUAGACCAUUUCACAAGGCCAAAUUCCUCGUACAUGUAA
This is a messenger RNA of Oncorhynchus keta (chum salmon), 870 nucleotides long. RefSeq lists its product as uncharacterized. Bases 1 to 870 code for a protein of 289 amino acids. The record is from RefSeq and is a predicted model, not a curated record. The transcript has a single exon. Lineage: Eukaryota; Metazoa; Chordata; Actinopteri; Salmoniformes; Salmonidae.